AUGUCAUUCAAGUUCUUAAAACACUCACAUAUUCCAUCUAAAAAGUGGUUUUACAACAAUCUAAAGGGAGAAUCAGUUUCAUCAAACGAUUAUAAUGAAAUGGUAUUCACUCACACCAACCUGUACGAUUUGCUGAACGACUACAACAAUUUGGAUGUGAAGCCAAGCGUAGAAGCGACAAAGAAGCUGGGUAAUUUCUUUCAGUCGUUGAAUCUUGAUAUCCACAAAAACAGCAUCUUUGUUCCUAGACUCACUCUGAAAUAUCUCUGGCACACAAAAAGCAAAGACUGCAAGUUUCAGUUAUUCAAAGGGAAUGAAGAAUUGUACCACAAAUACAGAGAUAAUCUGGUUGGUGGUCCAACUUUGACACAGGCACAUGUCAAACCAGAUCACAAAAGUAACAGAUUAGUUGAAAGUAUGUUUGGUGAGACGAUGAUGUUUGCUACUAAACUGCUGAAAUGGUAUCUUGAGCAUGGAUUGGUUGUUUCAAAUAUUGCUUUUGCUGUAAGAUACAUACGUAAAGCACAUUUCAAGUCGUUUUCUGAGCAAGUAUCAAAUGAGUGA
This is a messenger RNA of Batrachochytrium dendrobatidis JAM81, 564 nucleotides long. RefSeq lists its product as uncharacterized. NCBI's taxonomy places the organism in Eukaryota, Fungi, Chytridiomycota, Chytridiomycetes, Rhizophydiales. The record is from RefSeq and is a predicted model, not a curated record. The transcript has 2 exons. The coding region runs from base 1 to 564 and encodes 187 amino acids.